This is a messenger RNA of Eupeodes corollae, 3659 nucleotides long. RefSeq names its product kinesin-associated protein 3 (gene Kap3). Gene Ontology annotation, biological process: cilium organization; microtubule-based movement. The record is from RefSeq and is a predicted model, not a curated record. The transcript has 10 exons. Gene Ontology annotation, cellular component: ciliary transition zone; axoneme; kinesin II complex. Gene Ontology annotation, molecular function: kinesin binding. NCBI's taxonomy places the organism in Eukaryota, Metazoa, Arthropoda, Insecta, Diptera, Syrphidae. Bases 27 to 2843 code for a protein of 938 amino acids.
AGACGACAGAAGUGAACAAGUUGUGUAUGUUAUCGGCUCUGUUUAAUACAGUUGCGGGCAUAACACUAAUUUUAUUUGUAAUUCAUUAUUUUUAUUAUAUAAUUAAUGCAAUAACUGCCGGUGACGGUGACGCUGAAGACAACGGUGAUAAUAACAAAAUGCAAACCGACGAUGCUAAGUUUAUUAAAAAGCGCUGGAAAGGUGGAUCAAUUGAACCACAUCCAACCGAUAAGGCGUUGAUUGUCAACUACCAGCUGGAAGCAACUGUAUUUGGAGAACCCAAUAAUCCCAUGAUCGAGGAGAAGAAGGACUGUCAAAAAAUUAUCCGCCUAAAAACUCUCAGUGCAAAAACAGAUCCAGCUGCUUUGGCCAGAGAAGUUGUAGAACGAUGCGAUCUCAUUCACAAAUCCCAAUUGGCUGAUGUUGAACAAAUUAUUUUCUAUUUGAAAAAUCGCAAAAACAACACAGGAAAUGAUAUAGCAGAUAAUAACAGCCAUCGUUCAACAUCUGCUGUACGUUCCUCAUCAAAGUCAACACCACCACAAAAGCCCGAUGUGUCUAUAAAUCAUAUCGAUGAGUAUGUUGAAUUGCUUUAUGAGGAUUUGGGGGAACGAAUACGAGGUUCAGAUAUGAUAUUGCAGGUUGCUAGAAACGCUGAUAACCUAGACGAGUUGGAGAAAAAUGAGGCAGCACUUAGCGCUCUUUCGAGGGUCCUUCGUGAGGAUUGGCGAAAGAGUUUAGAUCUCUCGACGAAUAUAAUUUAUAUAUUCUUCUGUUUUUCAACAUACACAAAGUUUCAUCCGGUGAUUGUGAAAUACAAAAUUGGUUCCUUAUGCAUGGAUGUCAUUGACUUUGAACUCAAGCGCUACGAAAACAUGCGUAGUGAAUUGGAUGUUCGAAAGAAUCCCAAUGCCAGCACAAGAAUGAGCAAAGAGAAACUCAAUCGAAGCUCUGAUGAAUUACUGGAUAUCAUGAAUGAAGAGAAACCCAAAGAGAUGGAACCUCCACGCCGUCGCAUCCCCGAGUUUAAACAACGCCCCAAAUCUGGUAAUUGGAGCAGCUUUCAUGGCUCCAUGUCAUCGUCCCUCAUGAAGAGUCAAAUCUUAAACAGCAGUUAUCAUGAGCACCUAUCAUCGGGAGCAACAUCACCCGAAGCAACUACACACAGCAAUGAAGCAUUAUCUUCGAACGAUCCAAAAACCAAAAAAGAAGAGUACGAUAGGUUGAAUAAGCAAUUGCAAAUAUUCGCCAAGAAACAAGAACAACUUCUGAGAGUUGCUUUCUAUCUACUGCUCAACAUGGCUGAGAAUGUCAAGCUCGAGGAGAAGAUGCGUCGAAAAAAUAUAGUCAAAUUGCUUUAUAAGGCCUUGGAUCGGCAAAACAUAGACCUCCUGAUGCUUGUGACGACAUUCCUCAAGAAACUUUCAAUAGUUGCUGACAAUAAAGACGAUAUGAAUGAAUUAAAUAUUGUUGCCAAGUUGCCAAGGCUGAUUCAAAGCAGGAAUGCUGACCUAGUACAAGUAACCCUGAAGCUGGUAUUCAAUUUGUCCUUUGACGGAUCAUUGCGUCGAAAAAUGGUGCAAGGUGCUUUCCUUCCAAUGUUGGUGAUGUUUCUUAACGACGAGAAGCAUCAUGGAAUUGCAGUGAAAAUUCUGUUUCACAUGAGUUUAGAUGAUAAAGUCAAAUCAAUGUUCACUCAUACAGAAUGUGUGCAAAUGGCAACCGAUGCUAUUAUUCUUAAUUUAAAUACCAAAGUAGACUUGGAUCUAGUUGCUCUUUGCAUCAAUCUAUCAUUGAACAAACGCAAUGCACAAAUUAUGGUCGAUGGCAAUCGUCUGCACAAUCUCAUGGAUCGAGCGUUUAAGUAUCAGGACGCUUUACUAAUGAAGCUCAUUCGAAACCUAUCACAACAUGAGAAUCUGCAGCAUAUGUUUAUCGACUAUGUUGGAGAUUUGGCCCGCAUCAUCACAAUGUGUGAUGAUGAAAAUUUUAUUGUGGAAUGUGUUGGAAUUCUGGGUAAUCUAUCGCUAGCUGAUUUAGAUUAUUCACAGAUUUUGCAAAAUUUUGAAUUGAUUCCGUGGAUUCGGAAUAUUCUGGUGCCAGGAGAAAAAUUGGAUGACAUUGUGUUGGACACGAUUGUAUAUUUGGGAACAUGUGCUCGAGAUGAAUCGUGUGCGUUGUUAUUCUGCAAAGCGAAAGUUGUACUUUCUUUGAUUGAAUUACUUAAGGCUAAGCAAGAGGAUGAUGAGAUUGUUCUGCAGAUAAUCUUUGUGUUUCAAAGAAUAUUAAGACAUGAAAGUACUAGGGAGUAUAUGAUCAAGGAGACCGAAUCGCCAGCUUACCUUAUUGAUUUGAUGCACGACAAGAAUUCAGAAAUCAGAAAGGUCUGUGACUAUUGUUUAGAUAUUAUUGCGAUAUCAGAUUCAGAGUGGGCUUCCCGAAUUAAGUUGGAGAAGUUCCGCAAUCAUAAUUCGCAAUGGUUAAGUAUGGUAGAACAACAGCAGGACCAUGAAGAUAAUCAAGACUAUGUCAACAAUGAAGAUGACGAGGGUGAAUUGCCACCAUAUUUGACAUCAGAUUAUUUGGAUCGUUGCGAUUUAUACCAGUCUGUCGAUGACAACGAUAGUAAUAAUGAAAACAAUCCAGGCAGCCCAGCCAUGUCCACUUACAGUCGUCCUGUCAGCAGUUAUAGACGGAGUACAGACCUGGAAGACCUCUACAACAUGACAUCGAGUUCCAAGUCACAGUCAUCCAGUCAAGGAGACAACAAUAAUUACAUGUUCAAAUCUAAUAAAUCAUUAGAUUCUGAACCAGGCUUACACGAAGAGUUAUUGGUUGCAUAGGAUAACAAAACAGUUCAAUUGUUGAAAUAAGAUUUUUAAGCUUGAAACUUCAAGCUUAAACUCCAGUUCACCACCCGAGAUUUUUUUUUAAAACGAACAAAGCAUAAAAUGAACAAAUAAAAGAAAGAAAAAAAGAAAAUGAACUACGAAAAGAAAAAUUGACGGGAGAAAAGGGCUCUCAUUCUCAGAUGAACUUAAAAACUAAAUACAUUCUAGAAUUUAGCUUUUAAAUUAAUUUAUUGUGUCGCAUACUCAAUUAUUCUAUUCAAAUGUAAAAUCUUCAAUCGAUUAUUAUAAUACAUAUAAACCCAUAUGUAAUUUUAAAUUUUAUGUAUGGUUGGCUUCAAACGCACAUUGUUUAAAUUUUUGUUUUCAAAAAAUUGCCCUUAUAUUUUUAUCUGGGGGUAUAUAAAAAGACCCUUAAAACAUCACAUGACUUAGUUUCGUUGAAAAUAUAUUAUGUUGUAUAAUUAUUUUGUUGUAAAAAAUGCAUAUUUAGGUGAAUUUUUAGUUGUAACUAUUGCAAAAGAUUCUAGUCCAGCGUUUUGUGUAAUUUUUUAUAUUAAUAUUUUUUUUUUGUAUAGAUUUAAUGAAUUAAUCGUAAAUGUGAUAUUUUUUUUAUUUCAUUUUAAUAAUUUAAUUUUAGAAAUCAUUCAUAAAAUAAUCAGUAAAAUAAAACUAAUUUAAAUUUAUAUUUUUUCUACUUGUGUAUGUAUUUUUGUUUUAGUUUUUUAUUUGGCUCUUAUUUUGUUAUUGUAAGCGUACAAAAAUAAAAAAUACAUUAAAAUUCUAUUAUUUAUGUGCGAAAUUGAGGAA